Colletotrichum higginsianum IMI 349063 is the source of this 2472-nucleotide messenger RNA. RefSeq names its product Alpha-l-rhamnosidase a. The coding region runs from base 1 to 2472 and encodes 823 amino acids. The transcript has 2 exons. Gene Ontology annotation, biological process: carbohydrate metabolic process. Lineage: Eukaryota; Fungi; Ascomycota; Sordariomycetes; Glomerellales; Glomerellaceae. The record is from RefSeq and is a predicted model, not a curated record.
AUGAAACCCACCACUGUGCACGUUGCGCGAUGGGCCUCCCUGGCCAUGUUUCUCGCGCCGUCCACGGCUCUGGCGGCACUGCGGCCUCCGUUUAUCGACCCGGAGGCUCUCCCCGAUGUGUCGGUCUUCAAGGGACCUUGGGAGAGAUAUAUCAAAGCGCCGGCGAACAAGACGCAUAUUGUGCCGUCUCGCAUAUGGGACGCCGAGGGGAAUAUCACGACGUCGGGGUUCGAGGCGGUUGAGAUCGGCACUGCGGCCGUGGACACGUUCAGCCGCGGCAUCACAAUUGGGCCGGGUGCGGUGUUGACGCUGGAGUUUGAGGAGAACAUUGCUGGACGCGUAUGCUUCGAUGUAUCCUCCGCCGGCAACGACCCCGAGAUCUAUCUGGCGUACUCCGAAUCGUCGCUCUACGCCGGAACGCAGCCGGACACCACGACCGAGAAGUUGGAACGCGACCUGCCCCUGCACUUCGAGUUUGGCGAUACAGCCGGCACGGUGUGCGUGGGUAAGGAGUUUAUCAGGGGAGCCUUUAAGUACCUCACCCUCUCAAUGCCUGAGUACCCUGUCCUGUCCGACGACCGUAUCGUAGAGCAAGCUCGCCCAGAGGGCCAGGCCGUUCUCGGCGACGACGAUGACAACGACGACAAGAGCCAACAGGUCCUCGUCAACCCGUCCGGUAGAGAUCCUUACAAGAAGCCGUGGGUGACGCUUCAAAACCUGUGGGUUAACUGCACCGCCUUCCCUUCACAGAAAAACGGCCGCGCCUACUCGGGCUACUUCCACAGUUCGAGCAGCACCCUCAACCGCAUAUGGUAUGCCGGCGCCUAUACCCUCCAGCUCUCGACCAUCGACCCGCGCGAGGGCUCCGCCCUGAUCGACUACAACCGUGACUGGGACCACAACGAGUCGCCUACGGGGUCGUGGUACUCCAACUUCACCAUCGCCAACGGGACCGCAGUCACCACCGACGGCGCCAAGCGCGACCGCGUCGUCUGGCCCGGCGACAUGUCCAUCGCCAUCCCCGGAAUCGCCGUCAGCACCUACGACAUGACCGCCGUCCGCAACGCCCUCGAUGUCCUCUUCGACCACCAGUACCCCGACGGCUCGCUGCCAUACGCCGGCCCGCCUCUAGGCUUCCGCGGCGAGUUCAGCGACACGUACCACCUCCACACCCUCCUGGGCGCCUACAACUAUGUCAAGUUUUCGGGUGACGUCGAUUGGCUGGCACGGCGCUGGCCGGCAUACCUCAAGGCCCUGAAUGUGAGCAUCGACAAGGUGGACCACACCGGCCUCCUCCACGUCACCAGCGGCGCCGACUGGCUGCGCCCGGGCAUGACGGGCCACAACCUCGAGGCCAGCGCCUUGCUCAGCGCUGCACUGGACAAGAGCAUUAGGCUCGCCGGGUGGCUCGGCGACGACCGACCCGCAGCCCGCCCGCGCGGCGUCUGGUCCGGCCUGCGUAUGACGCUCAACUCUGGGAUCCAGCAGCUCUUCUGCAAAGACACGGGGCUCUACUCGGACAACAUUGGCCGGCGGAGCUGCCGCGGCCCGGAACACACCGACCCGCAGGACGGCAACAGCUGGGCCCUCAUCUCGGGCGCGACGCCGCGGUCCCGCCGCGCCGUGGUGUCGGGUAACCUGCAGUCACGGUGGACGAAGCAUGGCGCACCGGCCGUCGAGUUCCCCAACGUCAUCUCCCCCUUUGUGUCGUCGUUCGAGCUGCUCGCCCACGCCGCCGCCGACGACCAUGACGCGGCCGUCGAGCUGAUACUCCUCGAGUGGUCCUACCUCCUUGACGGGCCCGGCUUCACAAACAGUACCCUCGCCGAGGGCUUCAUGGUCGACGGCGGCGUGCAGUACCCAGCCUACUGGUCCGCGGCCCGCAACUCCCAUUGCCACGGGUGGUCCUCGGGCCCGACGAGCGUGCUGACAUCCGAGGUCCUGGGCAUCCAGCUCCUCGCCCCCGCCGGCGCCGAGUGGACCGUCCGCCCCCACCUCUCGAAAUGGCUCGCCUUCGCGAGGGGCGGCUUCGCGACGACAAAGGGCGUGUUCGAGGUGAAACUCACCCGCGUCGUGGCCUCGACCUCGUCCACGGCGACGCACCAGCACAAGCGACGGAGGGGCCAGGUCGUCGAGAUCACGGCGCCGGAGUUCACCAACGGCACGUUCGAGUGGGGCCCCUUUUCGCACAAAGUCGACGCCGAGGGUGGCCGGACGACGACAGCCUGGAUCGCUUGGGGCGAUGAGGACGACGAUGCCGCCUCGUUGGAGCAGCUCGACAUCGCGCUGGGGCGAGUCGAGGCGCCCAACGAGGAGGAGUGGCACCGCCAGAGCUUCAUCUACCGCGACGACACGCGGCUCAUCUUUGACGACGCCUGGGCGCCGCCGCCGAUGGCCGAGCGCGCCGCCGGCGAGGUCGACUGGGAUGCGCUGGAAGCAAACUACGUCAAGCCCCUCGCCGAGAUGUUUUGA